This is a messenger RNA of Cinclus cinclus, 1422 nucleotides long. RefSeq names its product sedoheptulokinase (gene SHPK). The coding region runs from base 4 to 1422 and encodes 472 amino acids. Gene Ontology annotation, molecular function: sedoheptulokinase activity. The record is from RefSeq and is a predicted model, not a curated record. The transcript is spliced from 7 exons. Lineage: Eukaryota; Metazoa; Chordata; Aves; Passeriformes; Cinclidae. Gene Ontology annotation, cellular component: cytosol. Gene Ontology annotation, biological process: cellular response to lipopolysaccharide; carbohydrate metabolic process.
CUCAUGGCCGCGGCGGGCGGGCCUGGGCCCACCUGUGUGCUGGGCAUUGACCUGGGCACGACGUCGGUGAAGGCAGCGCUGGUGACAGGGACAGAGCGGGGACUGCAGCUGGCACAGAGCUGCUCCAGGGAGACGCAGGCACGCGGCGAUAACCUGGGAGCUGCACCGCAGGAAAUGGAGCAGGAUGUCCAGAAAAUCAUAAAAGCAUUGAAUGAAUGUCUUGUGGCUCUGCCUCAGCAGCAGCUUCAGCAAGUCACCCACGUUGGUAUUUCUGGACAAAUGCAUGGGGUUGUGUUUUGGAAAAGUGAUAAAGGUUGCAAGUGGUCAGAGAGUGACACAGGCCCUGCCUUUGAGCCAGACCAGGUCAGCUACCUGGUCACCUGGCAGGAUGGUCGCUGCAGCCCCACCUUCCUCACUUCCCUUCCCCUGCCACAGUCCCACGUGAGCCUGGCUACAGGAUUUGGGUGUGCCACAAUCUACUGGUAUUUAAAGAACAGUCCAGAUUUUCUGAAGGCUUAUGAUGCAGCUGGCACCAUCCAGGACUACGUGGUUGCCAUGUUGUGUGACCUGAAGAAGCCACUCAUGUCUAUCCAGAAUGCUGCCAGCUGGGGAUAUUUUAACUGCAGAAACAAGAGCUGGAAUACUGACAUACUGGAAAAAUCCAGCUUUCCUGUCCACUUGCUUCCAGAGGUGGGAGACCCUGGCAGCAUUGCAGGCAGGACAACCCGUGCAUGGCAUGGAAUACCCAAAGGAGCAAAAGUAGGAAUUGCUCUGGGAGAUUUCCAGUGCUCUGUUUAUUCUUGUCUGACUGAGAGGACUGAUGCAGUUCUUAAUAUCAGCACCUCUGCUCAGCUGACCAUCUCAAUGCCCCUGGGUUUCCAGCCUCCAGAGGCACCAGAUCCUUCCUCAGCUGUCACUUAUUUUCCCUACUUCGAUGGUGACUACUUGGCAGUGGCAGCAUCACUCAAUGGAGGGAAUGUGCUUGCAACGUUUGUGGGAAUGGUGGCACAGUGGGCACAAGAGCUGGGAUUUCAGGUUCAGGAAUCUGCCAUCUACCCAAGGAUAAUCCAAGCAGCCUUGGCCCAAAAGCACAGCAAGCUCUCAGUCCACCCAACCAUAUUUGGAGAGAGACACCUUCCUGAGCUGUUGGCAUCAGUGAGCAGCAUUGGUGCCUCUGAGCUGUCCCUGGGCCAUGUCACCAGAGCCCUGUGCCGUGGCCUUGUGGAGAACCUCUGCUCCAUGUUACCUGUGCAGCACCUGGAGGAGAUGGGGGUGAGGAGGAUCCUGGGCAGUGGCAGUGCCCUUGCCAGGAAUGAGGUGCUGAGGCAGGAAGUGGAGAGGAUUUUUCCAUUCCCUGUGCUUUAUGGGAAGGAUGUGGAUGCUGCUGUGGGGGCAGCUAUGGUGAUGUUCCAUAGUAAAUAA